Messenger RNA from Aspergillus candidus, 1862 nucleotides. RefSeq names its product threonine synthase THR4. NCBI's taxonomy places the organism in Eukaryota, Fungi, Ascomycota, Eurotiomycetes, Eurotiales, Aspergillaceae. The record is from RefSeq and is a predicted model, not a curated record. The transcript has 2 exons. Gene Ontology annotation, biological process: L-threonine biosynthetic process. Gene Ontology annotation, molecular function: threonine synthase activity; pyridoxal phosphate binding. The coding region runs from base 93 to 1694 and encodes 533 amino acids.
UUGGCAUUGUCGUCUCGUUUAGAUCACGUCUUGUUGAUUGAUCUUUUGUCAGUCGAGUACUUAUUGACUGCUACUACAUAUACACCCCAGUCAUGUCCCACACGCUUUCGCAGAAAUAUCUUAGCACGCGGGGUGCUUCGUACGGGCUGUCCUUUGAGGAUGUCGUCUUGAAGGGUCUGGCUUCCGAUGGGGGCCUCUUCAUCCCUGAGGAAAUCCCCUCCCUCCCCGCCAACUGGGAGUCCGAGUGGCGGGAUCUCAGCUUCGAAGACCUCGCUUUCGAGAUCAUGUCCUUAUACGUCUCCUCGUCCGAAAUCCCCUCCGAAGAUCUGAAGGAUAUCAUCAAACGCUCCUAUUCUACUUUCCGUCAUCCGGAGCGCACCCCUCUGGUCGAAUUGGACGCCAAGAAGCACCUGCAUCUGCUUGAGCUGUUCCACGGACCGACCUUUGCCUUCAAGGACGUGGCGCUCCAAUUUCUCGGUAACCUGUUCGAAUACUUCCUCAUCCGCAAGAACGAGGGCAAGGAGGGCAAGGACCGUCAUCACCUCACCGUCAUCGGUGCGACGAGCGGAGACACCGGGUCCGCGGCCAUCUACGGCCUGCGAGGCAAGAAGGAUGUCUCCAUCUUCAUUCUGUUCCCCGACGGGCGCGUGUCGCCCAUCCAACAGGCGCAGAUGACCACCGUCCUCGACCCUAACGUCCACAACCUGACUGUUCAGGGCUCCUUCGACGACUGCCAGGAUAUCGUCAAGGCCCUCUUCGCGGACCCCGAGCUCAACUCCACCCACAACCUCGCCGCCAUCAACUCCAUCAACUGGGCGCGCAUCCUGGCCCAGAUCACCUACUACUUCUACUCGUACUUCUCCCUGACCAAGACCCCCGGCUACAACAAGGAUUCGAAGAUGCGCUUCGUCGUUCCCUCCGGCAACUUCGGCGAUAUCCUCGCGGGCUGGUUCGCCAAGAGCAUGGGUCUCCCCGCCGAGAGACUCGUCAUCGCGACCAACGAGAACGACAUUCUCGACCGUUUCUUCCGCAGCGGCGGUCACUACACCAAGGACAACUCCGGCGCCGCCGCCGUCAAGGAGACCCACAGCCCGGCCAUGGACAUCCUGGUCAGCAGCAACUUCGAGCGUCUGCUGUGGUUCAUGGCCUUCCAGACCGACAGCGCCGCCUCCGCCGACGAGCGACGCAAGCACGCCUGCGAAAACGUCAGCGACUGGCUGAACCAGCUCAAGACGCAGGGUGGGUUCCGCGUGCCUCAGGCUGUCGUUGAUGGCGCCAAGGCCGACUUCGAGAGCGAGCGUGUCAGCAACGACCAGACCAUCGCCCAGAUUCGCGCCACCUACUCCUCGUCCUUCCCCGCCAACCUGACCCCCGGCAGCGCCACCAGCUCCAAGACCGGCGGCUACAUCCUCGACCCCCACUCCGCCGUCGGCGUCGGCGCCUCCCUGCGCUCCAUCGACCGCAACCCCGACAUCCACCACAUCUCCCUCUCCACGGCUCACCCGGCCAAGUUCGCCAGCUCUGUCGACACGGCCCUACGCGAAGCGGACGGCUACGACUUCAGCGAGGUCCUGCCGAAGGAGUUCGUCGGUCUGGAGCAGAAGGAGAGCCGGACCACUCCCGUCCCCGCCGGUGCUGGCUGGCAGGGCGUGCGCGAGCUGGUGAAGGCGGAAGUCGAGAAGGAGCUGCAGUGAGGAACUAAUAAUCUCUCUCUUACUAUUUCACUUCUACAUACAAAUACACAUUAUGCAUACAUGGAUAGAGGCUGGAUUGCUUUGUUGUGAAUACCUGGGACUUUUUCAUGUUGACGAAAAGAUUAUGUGAAGAUAUUUUUUUGUUGUUUCUCAAAAACUCCCUUGUUG